AUCCAAAUAUGUAAACAUAUCGAUCAGGUCAACUUUGACUUGCUGUAUCAUAAAAUCAAACAUUAAAACAAGAAAUCGCAUACCAUACCUCGACAGUCUCAAAAAUUUCGUAUUUCUCAGCGUAGUUAGAAAACUCCGGCGGAAUAAGCAGAGGUUUUUUGGUUGCAUCCAUGAUCGACAAAAAUAUACGGUAAUUUUUUCACAAAAUUUCAAAGUUUAUAGCAACCAAACAUACACUUGAGCCUGCGUUCGGGAUGGACAUAGCGUGGAUGUCGUCAUAGCAACCAGCAUGGCAACAGCUUGGCGGUUUUCCCGCUAUUUUGUAAAUUUUGCCUUUUUAUUCGAAAAUUUUAAUAGUUCAUCUAGUUUUGCAAAAUUUUCAAAUUAGUUGUAUAUUCUUCACAUCAAAAAAGUAGUUAAAAAUAUCGUAAUUUUCAAAUUUUGUAUUAUUUUUGGGUUUCAAUACUCGUCCCCAGCUUUUAUGCGGUUUUCAAUUGCUCGCGCGAUCGCCCUAGUUGCCAUGCCAACUUUAAAGCCCAAAUAAACACAGCAGGUUUUGUGCAGUAAAAUACUGUUGUAGCCAAACAGCUCGCUUAUUUUGGUGUAAACUUAAGACGAGGAAACUAGAGCGAAAUAUAGAAAAGGUAAGUUAUAUGUUAGCAAUUUUUUUGAAAUAUCCAGAAUUAUAAACAGGAUUAUUAUUAAAAGGCACUUUUAAAAUUCUUGAAAUCAUUUGGUAAUUUGAUACUUUUGAAAUCAUUCGAAUCAUAUAUAGCAUUCUAGCCCAUUCUUUCUGAAUUGAGUAGCAUAUAUGUUUUUUUAGCAACCUAUAAAGUCUUAGCGUAUUUUAUAAUGUAUUCUGUACUAAAGAGUGCAUUUUAAACAGUAUUUUAAAAUAUUGGAAUACGAAUUCAAUUGAAUCAUGUUUCACUAAGCUUUCUUUGUCUUUCUGUUUAGAUAUCAAAUUAAGAAUUGAGCUGAAAAUGACAACGCUUGGUAUACAACGAGAAUCUCUUUUGAACAAUCCAUUACUUCAGAAGGUAUUCACGAUUCACAAAUUAAAAUAUUUUAGCAGAUAUAAAAUACUUUUCAUUCCAUAUUGGAAUUGUAGAUAUUUCAAAUUUCAGUAUAUGUAGCAUUUUUGCAUGUAACUAAUCUGGGAAUAACCAUAUUCUAUAGAGUGAACUUGGAAGACCACUGAAACGCUGUUUCACUCUGCCACCUGAUGGCUUUACAUAUGGCAGACCAAACCUCUACACAGGAAACGGAGCUGCCGGAGGUAAUUAAUAAAGUUAAUUAACAAGUGACGAUGUUAUUGUCACAAUUUGUGUUUGUAUUUUAAUAUCAACGAGAGAGCACAACAGUUUGAACUUAAGCCCUAUAGUGUGAUCACUCGAUCUUGUAUCAUUGUCUCAUUUGCACUGGAGUAAAUUAGGAUUAAUGCCCUAUAAUUACGUUAUAGCUACAUGGAUUUUAAGAUGCGAGUUCCAACAUUGCCUUUUCAUAAUUUGUCUGGUAUCAGCUAAGAUUAUGCUAAGCUGUCAGUCAAAACUAUGGAGAAUGUCAAUAGUCUGUUGACUCCAUUCUCUGCUCACCAGGAAACCAUGGGAACAAGGUCACCCAACUAUACUCAUAUACAAUCUCUCAUGUUUUGAAAUGAACAUUGAUUAAAAUCAACAUUAAUUUUUCUUGUAGCUCUUUGCUCCUGGAAUGUCGUUAGGCCGAGUGCGGCAACACAACCUCAGGAACGCGAUUUUGUCAAAUUAAAUAAGAUGGCCGUCCAAGCAGGCUUGACGUCAGCACCUGAACAGUAUCAAUUCAGAGCUACUCAUGAUGUGAAAGUAUCAUCUGCAUCCAAAGAUAGGUCAUUGAAUAAAUUAAAGAAAAUCCCACCUUCAAUGGUGUUUGGUGUUCCAACAAGGUAGGAUGAGAGGGCAAUAUCUUAUGGACUUUCUGACCAUGCCCACACCUAAAUCCACAGUAUCACACCUAAUGAUAAAGGCCUAAUGACCACGCCCAUUGACCACACCCACAUUCACUGUACAGUGCCUACCACACCCACCUACAUCACUCAACUACCACACACACUUACACCACACCCACCUACACCACCUAACCACAACACCCAACUACCACACCUAACCAAUGCAACAUCUAACCAAUGCACCCACCCACCCAACUACCACACCCACCUACACCACACCCAACUACCACACCCACCUACACCACACCCAACUACCACACCCACCUACACCACACCCAACUACCACACCCACCUACACCACACCCAACUACCACACCCACCUACACCACACCCAACUACCACACCCACCUACACCACACCCAACUACCACACCCACCUACACCACACCCAACCACCACACCCACCUACACCACACCCAACUACCACACCCACCUACACCCAACUACUACACCCAAACACCACACCCAACUACCACACCUACCUACCACAUAGGUUCAGUGAGUGCAGUCUUCAGCCUGUCCCCCCCCCCCCUUCCAAACACACCCACCUAAUAUUGAGUGCCUCAGUUGCUCCCCCUUCAAUGCUGGCUGCUGAAUUUCUCAAAAGAAGGGAUGAAAUGCCUUGAUAAACUAUAUGAAACUGAACCUUUUUAAUUUCUUGCAGACCUUCAACACCAGUGUUUGAUCUCCUGGCACACAAAUAUCAGGAGAAAUGGAUCGAGGAAAGACGAAGAGCUGAAGAGGCAUUGAGAGCCAAACAAGACCAAAAGGUAAAUAAUCUGUUUACUAUCUUUUAAGACUGGUUUAAACUAUCAAAGGUUUUGAAGGAUUUGUAAGAAAUAUUUGAGGGAACUGACUUAGUGUUUAACAGUGAAACAGUUUCCUCAAACAUUUCUUACAAAUCCUUCAAAGAAUUUACCUAUGCAAAAUUCCUACUGUGAUCACAGAAACUUUAAUAUCAAGUGAAAAAGUCCGUUAUAAGACGAACACGCACACACAUUCCCAAUUUGCCUGGAUGUCAGACAUGUUUGGAAGAACACACGGUGUAACUCAACAUUCAUGUUUAAUUUGUCAUUUCAGAAGCGUGUUGGACGAGACAUAUACGAAACUAGAGCAUCGCUUCUACGAAAACAUCAGCCACAAGUCGAUGGCACGCCGCUAUGGCACAUGAAGAAAUUUGAAAAGGUAAUCUUUGCACUAAUAAAUACCGCUCAAGGUAGUGACGAAGAAUAUACAACUACACACAUAAAACACAAGUUGUAACAAACCUGCAGCAGACUUGUAGCAAUGCUGUUCCAACAACUUGUCAACAGGAUGUGUUCGCACUGCUUGUUCCCAGCUUGUUGACAACUUGCUACAAGGUUGUUGAGCUCAACAGACUUGUUACAAGUUGUUCCAACAACUUGUUAUCGUCCUGCAAUUCAACAAUUUGUCAACAAGUUGUGAGUGACAACCUUGUAGCAACUUUGAUAAAAUAACAGCAUUGUUACAACUUGUUGACAAGCUUGCUACAAGCCUGUUGCGAACACUUCUCUCUUCUUGUUGAAAAGUUGUGAUAUUUUUAUGUGUGUAGUUGUUUACAUCGAGGUUAUAACUUAUAUAGCGAUCUCUUCCUGAAUGCCCACAUUUCGUCUUGCGUUAACAUUUAACAAAUAUAAAACAUUUUCCGUGUUGAUAUACAGUUAUAUCAACACGAGUGGAAUUGGGAAAACGAGAAAUUGUAUGGAAACACGACGCCCGAAGGGCGGAGUGUUUUCAUACAAUUUCGAGUUUUCCCAACUUCCACGAGUGUUGAUAUAACUAUAUAUCAACACGGAAAAAAUGUUUUAUAUUUUUUUUAUAAUAUAGCAAUGUGAAAAUCCCGAAGGAUAAGAAAAAUUUCGUGUCUACAAGCGGCGGAAAAUUUCCCGUGUUGACAUUGAGUUAUAUCAACACGGCUCUUAGCCAAUCAGCGUUCAGAAUUUACAAACGCUAUAUUAUAAUGUGUUUUCGUUCUCCAUGUAGAUUUCACCGAAACUUGAAACUUUCCGAACUUCAGAAGCAAAAACUCAAGCAUUCAAACACCAUGGGUCUGACAGUACUUCAAGGAAAGGCGUUUUUGGCCACGGACUUUACGAAACAGCAAAAACAUAAUCUACAUGCAUACAUAGACAAUUUAUAUAGAGUGGGGAAAACUACAUUUUUAGACAUAGACUUACAGACUACGGAAUACUUUGAUAAACAAUCCAGUUAGAUUUAGCAGUAUACUGAUUAUUACUGAGAGUGUAAAUAUUUUUAUAAUCUGUAUGUUGUAAUGCAGAAAUAAACAGAACUAUAACCUUUUCAAUGACUACAUAUUCUACUAUUAUGGGGUGUUUUUAAAUUCCGAACAUUUUUUAGGCCAUGCCCAUGUUACAUGUACAUUUUGUGAUUUUGUCAAUAUACUGUAUCUUCAACAACCCACGUACUUCGUAGUCUUCGUGAAAUACGAAUCGUGUUACCGGUUGCAUGCUUUUAUAUACUACGAAACUGAAUCUUUUUAGUUUUGUCAACAUAGGUCUAAUACUGAUUAGGCAUGUAUAUUUUUGUCAAUAAUACAAUAUAUCUUCAACAACACAAUUACUUCGUCAAAGCUCCUCUAUUACACCUUUCACUAUUUAGUCAAUUCUCUUUUAAUCCCAGCGGUAUAAGAUUGUCUAGUUUAUUCAUAUCGUAAAAAAACCAGUAAAAGACAGAUUUCACUAAGCACAGGGGCGUGGCGAACGACUCCAGAUUGGGGGGGGGGGCGUCAUACCAUAAUGACCAACUUUUUCAAUGAAAAUGACCAACGUUUUCGUGUUUAAAAAAAUUUUUCUCGAAAAAAAAUUUUCGGUCAGUGUACCAUUUUAGGGGUAAAAAAAAUUUUCCGGACCUAUCGCAUUUUUCGCGACAUUAAAAUUUUUUCGGAUAUCACAAAUUUUCUCCGUUUAUCAAAGAACUUUUUCUAAAAUCCUGAAAAUUUUUUGGAUUUUCUAAAAUUUUUGUAAAUAAUAUAAGAUUUCGUUUAAUAUUUAAAUAAUUGCUUUGACCAACUUUUCAAAAAUUUUGACCAACUUUUCAAAGUUCAGAAUUAUUGCCCAAGACCCCCAGUCACCACGCCCCUGACUAAGCACUAUCGAGCAGCAGAUGGUGGUCAUGCAACCUUAUCAGAGUAGAAUGUUAAUUCUUCUUAUUGUACAUAUGUAAGUAGACUAUAGUACUGUAUUUUGUGAUCAAUAACUAGAAUUGAGAGACUUUAAUUUGCUCGCUCCUAUAACUAUAAGUAUUAACCUUUUUGACCACCAUCAAUUUCUUUUGAAUUGUGAGUGGUCAAUUAGAACUGCUUCACAAUUCAAAAUAAAUUCACUGAAAAUAUUUCGACGACGAAAUAUUUCUCUGAGUGGAAAUCCACCACUGAUACUGUAACCCAUGGAUCAAGAUAUAUGUCUAACAUUUGCAUAAUGCAAUAAGCAAUAAGCACUCCAUGAAAGAAUGCUAAAUAUUUAACCAAUAUGCACUUCUAAACAAAUAACAUGAAAUAAGAUUCCACCUAUCUUAUUGCUCCAGUUUUUCUUUCUUUGUCGCUGGUUCCUCAGUGCUUCCCGAUAAUGUUUCCCUCUUCUUGGGAGAUUUUUUAAACCAAUUGGUGAUUUUACCCCUUUGUGCUUUUUUCUCAGCAAGAGAUCUGGAAAGGAUAAC
Paramuricea clavata is the source of this 5679-nucleotide messenger RNA. The record is from the annotation of a GenBank genome assembly. NCBI's taxonomy places the organism in Eukaryota, Metazoa, Cnidaria, Anthozoa, Malacalcyonacea, Plexauridae.